UCAUCCCUAAGUAAUGCUCAUUCAUAGGGGAGACAGGCAGGGCAGCAGCACUGACAAACUUUAAUUGUGUCUACGGGUUCUACACACCCACCUCCUGGCAUGGGAUAUUAAUUCAAGGCACCAAGCUGAGGAAGAUGAAGGUUACAAACAUGUUGGCCAAAGCCCAAUUUGACAACAAGGCCGACAGCCCAGAUGAACUGACCUUCCGUAAAGGGGACAUCCUAACUGUGCUGGAACAAAAUAUCCCUGGCAGCGAAGGUUGGUGGCGCUGUAACCUUCGUGGCCGGCAGGGCCUUGUUCCCGCCAACCGCCUUCAGCUCUUUACUAUUACAAAUGAUACUUCAUCUGCCCAGAUUGACUAUGGCACCCUUGGAAGGCAACAGUCCCAACAGAACAUCUACCAGGUGCCCUCAGCACCCAAAAUAACAAAUCUGUCAACAUACGAGCAGAUGAAUGGUGUUUAUAUAGUGCCACUGACUUCAAAAUCAGUUUCCGGUGAUCUCUACCAGACCCCCAUUUCUUCACCAGCGCAAAUAUACUGUGAGAAAGCCAACAGUGCCUCUAGCCAGCAUUUAUUUACUCUCCCACGGGCCUCCCGAGCCUCAAACCCAGCUUCUAUAGCACAAGCAGAGGUGUAUGACAUUCCUCCUUCAGUUCACAUUACACCGCCCAGCCACCAGAGCUCCGCAGCUCCAUCUCCUGUUGGCCGCCAUUCUCCGUUUUCUGCAUCACCUGAGCAAAUACAGCAGCAGAUCUACGACAUCCCGGCCAGCACAGAAACUCCAGGACGACGCGGCAUCACAGAGAUUUAUGAUAUUCCACCAAGUGGUAAAUCUCAGCCGGACAGAAAAGACGCGUCACUCAAGGGUUGCUAUUACAAAACUUUACCUCCCCCUCACAAAUCAGACUGGAUUUAUGAUAUCCCCAUGUCUCUGGAGAAGAAAGAUAUAAAAACUUGCCGUAAGAUAUCUCUAGACAGACAAAUGGUCUAUGAUGUUCCACCGACGCGGUACGGAACACUGCAGACCAAUUCAGAAGGCACCUGUGUAACAAGCCAGAUAUACAACGUUCCUCCCUUGCAAAAAACACCACCAGUGGCCUGUCAGCCUGUUUAUGAUAUUCCACCUUCUCUCGAUUUGGGAUAUGGGAGUAUGAAUAAAAACACUGCGAGCAUUUGGAAACAGAGAGUCGAGAAGAUUGAUUCCAAGGAAAAUGUCUAUGACAUUCCAAGGGGGCCGACAGGAGCUUCCUUGUCAAAAACUGAAAUGGCCAGUCCUGCUAGUGAUAUGCCUAUCUAUGAAGUUCCUCCACCACUGCCCAGGUAUAAAAAUGCUUACCUAAACUCGGCUGAAAUUGAUAGGUUGUCUAUAUCCAGCUCUGAAAGCUGUACCAGUACAUUGUCUUCUUCAUCAUCUGCAUCCGAUGAAUCCUUCGCCAUGUCAUCAUCAGAGGUUUCAAUCAAACAGGAGACUCUAGAGCUUGAUGUGACCAUAAAGGAGAUCACCCAACUGCAGGAACGAGUGUCCAGCUCAAUAGCAAGCCUAAUGAUUUUUGUCAGCAGCAAAUGGAGAUUACAGGAGCAUAUGAUGGCCAACCUGGAAGACAUCCACAAAGCAGUUGACAGCAUCAUAGCCUCCUUGCAAGCGUUUCUUGACUUUGCACAGAGAAUAAGGGCCAGUGCUUCUCAGCUGAAAGACAGUAACAUUCAGCUAAGAAUUAAAACACAAUUACAGACUCUUACAGACUCGUUCCAGGUGCUCUCUCAUAAUCAGGAUGCCAUUGACCGGUGCAACUGGUCAUUGCAAGCGCUCGUGAUCGACCACCCUCAUACAACUCUGGAUGACCUUGAUCGAUUUGUUAUGGUGGCUCGAACCAUUCCUGAUGACAUCAAGCGAUUUGUUUCCAUCAUCAUAGCUAAUGGGAAGCUCCUUUUCCGAAAGCAUGAGGAGCAAACCAAGCCGAAGGAGGAGAUAAUGGCAUCAAAGUGGAAGGAGGAAAUAAUGGCAUCAAAGACUCAGGUUCCUCCACAUAAAGAAACCAAUGUAGGCCAGCAAUCAACAUGUGUCAACAAAGCAGAGAAUGUAAGGCAAAGAAAACAUCUGUUCUCAAGGCAAAAAGCAAUAGAAGACAGUGAUUAUGUCCACUUGCAGAAGAAAGAAGAAUUUGAGAAGGCAAAGGCUAUCUUUUCACAUCAGCAGCUUGAAAAUAAAACGCAAAUUGAUGAAAAGAGGAAAGGCUGGAUCACACCAGAAUCUGUGAUUUCCGGGAGUGAGAAGCAGGAAAAGAGGGAUGAAUUACCCACAACAAAGGAGCCUCUCACCCCGACACCAAAACAAGACGCAUCACACUCAACACAAUCGCCCAAGAAAUUCAACCUCUCUGAACAUUCCUGCCUCUACUUUGGGGCCCUUCAGAAAGCCAUUGGGGUUUUCAAUAGCAGCCUUAGCAACAACCAGCCCCCCGAGAUCUUUAUCACUCACGGCAAGCUCAUCAUUAUGGUCGGGCAGAAACUAGUAGACAGUGUAUGUCAAGACGUAAAAGCCAGCGAAGUCCGUAAUGACGUUCUGUUCAAGAGCAGCGAGCUUUGUGGCCUACUGAAGGACUUGGCCUUGGCCACCAAGACAGCCGCCAUUCAGUAUCCCAACCCAGCCGCCUUGCGGGACAUGGAGACGAGAAUGGACCAGCUAUUAAAACAUACACAGAUAUUCAGGGCAAUGGCAAAAUGAUGAUGUCUCCCACUUUCUGACUUUGUGUCUUAUUAAUUGCUCUUCUUUGGAGAUAAAACAUGCACUGAGCAGGUGGCGUUGAGGAAUCAAGACAAAUAAAGUGGACAUCUCCAUUACUAAAUAGUGAUGAGGUUAGGUUACCCUGCUAUCUGGCCAAGAGUUCCUUGAAGGUGUGCAGGUGGCACAGGACAGUCAGGUGGAGUGGGUUAUGCCUAGGAACUUUAGGAGGCUUAGUCCUUAGUUUGAUACUUUAUUUUGUGCCUCUGUAUUUCGCCUUCCGUCAUACAUUAGAUUGCACUCUGUUGCUAAAGGGGAAGUUCAACUUCAUACUAUCUUCUAGGGCCAUCAUUUUGGGAGUGAAAUAAAUUAUUCUCCUAAAAAUUCUAGAUUGUUACAUGUUGCUGAGCCAGCAUUACAGUAUUAUUUACAUCAUACAUAGGGCAUUGGAGUAUUCUGGAGAGGGGGGGUGGUAAUUAUUGAAAAAUCAUCAUUAACUUUAAAUUUUUCUUAAAAAUAAUUUAUUUUUGUUGACUGUUUCCAUCCAGGAGAAAAUCAUAGUCCUGUUCCACCAACAUAGGCUCUGACUGGCACCACAGCAAUUACUAAUCUUUUCUAACUAAAAAAUAAGCUAUGUGAUUGGCUACCUUAGGUUCCUGCAGAAUUCUGUGUGUGAUAAAGGUCCAGUAACACCAAAGGCUAUGGGGUAAAUUUAUCAAAGAGUGAAGUUCCGCCACUAGAGUGAAAUUCUGCAGCUCUCAAUUCAUUUCUAUGGA
This is a messenger RNA of Xenopus laevis (African clawed frog), 3499 nucleotides long. It is a transcript of the gene cass4.S, whose product is annotated as Cas scaffold protein family member 4 S homeolog. Gene Ontology annotation, cellular component: cytoplasm; plasma membrane; focal adhesion. Gene Ontology annotation, biological process: cell surface receptor protein tyrosine kinase signaling pathway; cell migration. The record is from RefSeq and is a predicted model, not a curated record. Lineage: Eukaryota; Metazoa; Chordata; Amphibia; Anura; Pipidae. Bases 135 to 2726 code for a protein of 863 amino acids. The transcript is spliced from 8 exons.